AUGCGCAUGUCGGUCGCCCUGCUGCGGGAUCCCGAAGCCGAGCGGCGGGCCAAGGAGCGCGCCGAGGCGCCGACCGUCAAGACGGAGGAGCAGCACAAGCGCGACGAGGCGGCCAGGGAAAAGGCCACCGCGAAGGAAAAGGUCCCUUCUGCUAUCAAAACGGAGCACCUUGCCUCCUCCUCGUCCGCCUCCUCGUCCUCAUCCUCUCCGUCGUCGUCAUCGACGACGUCGUCGUCGUCCUCCACCUCAUCAUCCCAAAAGCGCAAAGGAGGGUUCCCCUUCCAAAACGUCUGGAGGCGCAAGUUUCGCCCGCUCCCCGAGGCCAAGGCCGUGGACCUCUUCGCCGACGUCAUCGGCGACGCCUUCAUCCUGGCCGUCGCCGGCGGGCUCAUCAUCUACGAGACGUGGAAGGCGGCGCGCAAGCCCGACGCCAACAAGGAGCGCAUCGACGAGCUCGACCGCCGCCUCGAGGAGCUCCGGCUGCGCGAGGACGAGCUCGCCGAGGCGGAGCGCAGCCGCCAGCAGCGGUACGACGCCCUCGAGGAGGCGCUGCGGGCGCUCCAGGACCCCAAGACGAAAAAGCCCUUGCUGCCGCCGCCGCCGCCAUCGCCGAGCCCGCGGGCGGCAUGA
Molecule: messenger RNA, 630 nt
Organism: Purpureocillium takamizusanense
Lineage: Eukaryota; Fungi; Ascomycota; Sordariomycetes; Hypocreales; Ophiocordycipitaceae
Exons: 1
Coding region: 1-630 (209 amino acids)
Biological process (GO): regulation of lipid metabolic process
Cellular component (GO): mitochondrion
Source: RefSeq, a predicted model, not a curated record